Orbicella faveolata is the source of this 2665-nucleotide messenger RNA. Its product is annotated as D-lactate dehydrogenase, mitochondrial-like. The record is from RefSeq and is a predicted model, not a curated record. Lineage: Eukaryota; Metazoa; Cnidaria; Anthozoa; Scleractinia; Merulinidae. Gene Ontology annotation, molecular function: D-lactate dehydrogenase (cytochrome) activity; FAD binding; D-lactate dehydrogenase (NAD+) activity. Gene Ontology annotation, biological process: lactate catabolic process. Gene Ontology annotation, cellular component: mitochondrion.
GUCGUAACUCGGAGAAACAAAAAAAACUAAAUAUGGAGGUCGUCUCGUUGUGCUUUUUGCACUUAUAAACGUUUGUCCUUCUUCACAACUCUGUAGUUGAAUUCAACAUGACUUCCAUUGCUCGAAGUGCUCUUCGCCCGGUUUGUCGGUUUCUUGAUCGAAGAUUCUUUGUUCCUGCGUGUUGUCAUGUUCGAUGGAGUUCUGCUUCGUCACAAGUAUCGCAGGUUGCCUAUUCACCAGUUAAUGACGACAUAAAAAGAGCUUUUGAAGACAUAGUUGGAGAAAACAAUGUGUCAUCUGCAAUGGUUGUGAGGGAACAACACGGAAAAGAUGAAUCUCACCACAAGUGCCAUCCUGCUGAUCUCGUAGUAUGGCCCACCAGCAGAGAGCAAGUCUGUCAGGUGGCAAAACUUUGCAAUGAUAAUUGUCUCCCGCUGAUUCCAUUUGGAUCUGGGACAGGACUGGAAGGGGGUGUGGUGGCCAAAAAGGGUGGUGUUAGUGUGGAUGUGACAAAAAUGAACGAGAUACUAGAGGUUAAUGCCGAGGACUUUGAUGUGACAGUGCAAGCAGGUGUUACAAGAAACCAGCUUAAUAACUAUGUGAGAGACACAGGACUGUGGUUCCCUGUUGAUCCAGGAGCAGAUGCUAGUUUGGGUGGUAUGGCUUCUACAAGUGCAUCAGGGACAAAUGCAGUCAGGUACGGAACAAUGCGAGAGAAUGUUAUGAAUUUGGAAGUGGUUCUGGCAGAUGGAAGGGUCAUCAAUACAGCUGGGGAAGGACGUCGGACAAGAAAGACGUCGGCAGGAUACAACUUGACAAACCUGUUUGUUGGUUCAGAGGGUACUUUGGGAAUUAUUACGAAGGUGACCCUGAGGCUGUAUGGGAUACCAGAAUCGACAGCAUCUGGAGUGUCUUCAUUUUCUGACGUGAAGUCUGCUGUUGAUGCUGUGGUAGAAAUUCUACAGAGCGGCAUUCCGAUGGCUCGUAUUGAGUUUCUAGAUGAUGUGCAGAUUGAUGCUUGUAACAAGUUUUCAGGGUUGAACUACCCCGUAACUCCUACCCUGUUCUUGGAGUUUCAAGGAUCUGAAAAUGGAGUCAAGGAACAAGCCUCUAUUGCAGGGGAGAUCAUCGAAAGCAAUGGUGGUUCUAAAUUUCAGUGGGCCACUGAACUGGAGGAACGAAACAAAUUGUGGAAAGCGAGACAUAACGCUUGGUAUGCUGACAUGGCUCUUAGACCUGGUUGUAAGGGAGUAUCAACAGACGUCUGUGUUCCAAUCUCGAGGCUGCCUGAAAUAAUUGUGGAAACAAAGGAAGACAUCAUAACUUCCAACUUAAUUGCCCCAAUUGUGGGGCAUGUAGGAGAUGGAAAUUUCCACUGCGUGCUUCCUCUUGAUUUGGAAUGCGAAGAGGAAUUAAAGAGAGCAAAAGAAUUUGUAGACAGACUAUCCAGACGUGCCUUGGCCAUGGGAGGUACCUGUACUGGAGAGCAUGGGAUAGGGUGUGGCAAGCAAGCCCUGUUACCAGAGGAGAUCGGCCCAACUGGAGUUCAAGUGAUGAAAGAAAUAAAAAACUUGUUGGACCCUAACGGGAUCCUGAACCCUGGAAAAGUAUUUUUGUAGAGAAAAAACAACUUUGUUGUAAAAAUCAAGGUCUGGGGCCCGUUUCUGGAAAGCCAGAGAAACUUCUUGAUUUGUCCUUCGGUUGUAUUCUGUUUUUUUUUUUAUUGGGACUAAGGUCAGAACGCUUCUACGUUAAAAUUAGCAGUAAAAAUCGUAUAGAAAUAAAGAAAUUAGGCUUUUGCUAAUUUUUAAUCCUACUUCAGCCUAUUCUAGUUGUCCUAUCUGCUUCCAGAGAACGAAGCCUGUUCUCUGGUUCUCGCUUUAGAUUGGAAAGUAAGUUGAAUGCUGUUUUUAUCACAUUUUGGUCGCAUAACGCGCGCUGUGAUUGGUUGUGCCUUCUUUUUGCAUGACGUUAUGUGACACGGGUAUGACGUAUCAUUGCAUUUGACUGGCUUUUUAUUUUAUAAAUGGAGAAUGUCGCUUUUUGUUAGUUCACAAAUCCCGGUUGGUGGCAAAUACCCUACAAAGAUUUGGAAAUUUGAAAGUGCUUUAUAUUGAUACCGUAUGUAAACCGUCGCUGGGGUCAUUUCAUGAAGAGUUUUAACUCUUUAGCUUACAUGUCUGAAUAACUCAUAUAAGAUGUAUACUUACAAAUCUCCUUGAUUUGAAUUGAAAUGUCUUGUAAAGACUUUGCUGUCGUGAAACGCCUGUAGCGCUGGUCAGUGGUUAAAAUUAACUGUAUAUGAUAAUAUAAUUCAAAUCUAAAGAUUUUUUAUACCAAGAAUAUAGCAUGCACUACUUCCGCAAAUAAGCCGUCAUGCCUUAGAGACAGAUCUUAUGAUUUUAGGUAGAAAGUAAAUUAUCUAGAUUCUGUAAAGUAGAUUGAGAACUUCAGGCGUGUACUAGACGUGUAUGAAUCAUCAACAUUAAUGAUCCUAAUAGCAAAUAGGUGAAGAUAAUUAAAUUUCUAAUUCGAUCCUGUAUGCUUUACAAAGAUAUAUUUUCCCAGUGCAUAAUCAUACACUUUCAGUAGAAUUGGGAAACAAACAGGAAAAUCUUGUAGAAAGUCAAAAUUAAUAAAUAUGAAUGAGUUUUGGGAAACCCGG